ACGGAAGCUAUCUCAACGAUUUGAUUGAUUUGUUUUGUUUUGUUUGGCAACUUGACCACUGGCUGUCCUGGAGACGGUCGAGAAUAACACAUGGACCGGUCGCUAUGAGCUUUGAUUGUUGAUCGUGGUCGUCCUUCUGCUCUCGAUGCCCAGCGCUGAGCAUGCGAUAGAAUCCUUGCGAUCGUAAGCUACAACAAACGAAGAAUCCAAUAUGAAAGCGAUUUUACAGAGAGUUACGUCGGCUUCGGUCACGGUCGACAAGCAGCUUAUCUCGUCAAUCGGUCGGGGGAUUCUGGUAUUUGCGGCCAUUGGCAAGGAUGAUACAGAGAAGGAUGCGGAGUCUCUUGCGGCAAAGGUCCUGAAGGCGAAGCUAUGGCCAGAUGAUUCUGGGUCGACGUGGAAAAAGAGUGUCCAGGAUGUACAAGGAGAGGUCCUUUGUGUCUCGCAGUUUACUCUGAUGGCAACCAUGAAGAAGGGCAACAAGCCGGAUUUCCAUAGCGCGGCUGACCCUGAAUCAGCACGAAAGCUGUACGACCACUUCUAUAACAAAGUGCGAGAUCUAUACCAGGCAGACCGCGUGAAGAAUGGCGUAUUCCAGGCCAUGAUGGAGGUAGAACUCAAAAAUGAUGGACCGGUGGGUGUAGAUUACCGCAGUGAAGACGGAGCGGUUACGAUCGAAAUCAACACCAACCUUCCCAAACCAGAAAAGAAAGAGACGCCAUCUGCUCAAGGCUCUGAGGGAAAGGGGAAGGAAAAAUCGACAGAGUCGAAAGAAGGGGAAUCCAAAGGAAGCCAGUACUUUGAAUUCAAGCUUCCAGCAUCCCUAUUAGAAUAGACAUACCAUAUAUAUAGAUCAACCUAAAAUAAAAAAUAAAAAAAAUUAAAACAAGAGAAGUAACGAAACGACAAAGCACAUGGAUGGCUCGUACCAUAGAUCUCGAGCUGUAGCCUAUGUACUAGUAUCAGACACUAUUCUUUAGUGUAAGCGCUCCGCCUAGAGUAUUCCUUAGGGCUUAGGAUUUUGUUCCUGGGCGGGGUUUUGCGGCACUUGGCGGGGCAUCAACCAUGCGG
This is a messenger RNA of Paecilomyces variotii, 1071 nucleotides long. Its product is annotated as D-tyrosyl-tRNA deacylase. Lineage: Eukaryota; Fungi; Ascomycota; Eurotiomycetes; Eurotiales; Thermoascaceae. Gene Ontology annotation, biological process: tRNA metabolic process. Gene Ontology annotation, molecular function: D-tyrosyl-tRNA(Tyr) deacylase activity. The coding region runs from base 212 to 835 and encodes 207 amino acids. The transcript has 6 exons. Gene Ontology annotation, cellular component: cytoplasm. The record is from RefSeq and is a predicted model, not a curated record.